Messenger RNA from Arabidopsis lyrata subsp. lyrata, 1763 nucleotides. RefSeq names its product myb family transcription factor PHL4. NCBI's taxonomy places the organism in Eukaryota, Viridiplantae, Streptophyta, Magnoliopsida, Brassicales, Brassicaceae. The record is from RefSeq and is a predicted model, not a curated record. Gene Ontology annotation, molecular function: DNA binding; DNA-binding transcription factor activity. The coding region runs from base 296 to 1501 and encodes 401 amino acids. The transcript has 8 exons.
GUCCACUCCGAAAAUUCAAUGUGAGUGCCGCAAUAUGAAAUAUGUUGCACACGCCAUUCUCCACGCGUGAUAGAAUGAUCUCUGAUCAUCUCUUUUAACAGACAGCCACCAUCUUUUAACGAAGAAAGGAAGAAGAAAGUGAGAGAGAUAGAGAUAAAUCCGGUUCAAGGAUCCGGUUUACUCGCCCGUACCGGUGUUAGAUUACCUUUACGCUCUCCGCUUAUUUUCGAUUCUUUCUCAUGGGUUUGGGGUUUUUCAUGAAUUUUUAGGUUUUGAGUAAUUCAUAAACUUAGUGAUGAUCCCGAAUGAUGAUGAUGAUGAUGCAAAUUCUAUGGAGAAUCGUCUGUUAAGGUCAAUUCCGAAUGAUGAUGAUGAUGAUGCAAAUUCUAUGGAGAAUCGUCUGCUGAGGUCAAUUCCGAGGGAGCUUUCACACACUUCUUCAUUGAUACCACCUUCACCAAACCCUUCAGAAGCAGCAGAAAUGUCCUUUAAUUCAGAACACAUCCAAGUCAUGGAAAAUCCUUAUCAUCUACUCUCUGACAAUGGUGGAGCUGUUGGUCAUAUAUUUUCGAGUGAUCUCCAUAACCCUUUUGUCGAACCAGGAUUCAACAUCGCAUCUCCAACAUCUUUCGUCCCCGAGACAUCAGAUUGGAUUCCUUCUCCACUCCCGGAUAUUUUCGAUUUUCCUUCGGGUUCUCCCAAUCAAAUAAUGGAUGAUGGUGUUAUUGAUGAGAUUCACAAACAAAGUGACUUGCCAGUUUGGGAUGACCACCUGAUUACCGAUGGAGAUUCCCUGAUGUCUAGUGUCUUGGAGGAUCUUCUCCUUGACACUAAUUUCAACUCAGCUUCAAAGGUCCAGCAACCAAGUAUGCAAGCGCAGAUUCAACAACCCCAAGUUGUUAUGCAGCAGCCUUCUCCUUAUGCGGAAAUGCGACCACUUGUUAGGACAGUAUCCUCAAACAGCAACAACAAUAACAAUAGUAAUAAUAAUGCAGCAGCAGCAGCUAAGGGACGUAUGCGUUGGACGCCUGAACUUCAUGAGGUUUUUGUUGACGCUGUUAACCAGCUCGGUGGCAGUAAUAAAGCAACUCCUAAGGGUGUCCUGAAGCAUAUGAAAGUCGAAGGUUUGACUAUAUAUCAUGUCAAAAGUCAUUUGCAGAAAUAUAGGUCAGCUAAAUAUACACCAGAACCAUCAGAAGCAGGUCCGCCAGAGACAAAGUUGACACCGCUUGAGCAAAUUACGAGACGUGGGAUAGAUGUCACUGAGGCUCUGCGAAUUCAGAUGGAACUUCAGAAGGAAUUGCAUGAGCAGCUUGAGAUUCAAAGAACAAUGCAACUUCGUAUAGAAGAGCAAGGAAAGGCGUUGUUGAUGAUGUUUGAGAAGCAAAAUAUGGGUUUCGACAAACCGGAACAAGAAGAGAAAAGAAGUGUGAAAACGUCUGAAAAUGGUUUAGAGGAGUCGGAUUCCCCACGGCCAAAGCGUCCGAGAAACGAAGAAUGAAGAACCUUUCUCGGGAUGGUAGAUCAUAAAACUGUGGUUUUGGUGGAGUUGUAGAGUUUGACUUAUUAGGAGUACGAGCUUUCAGUCUUCUUCAGGCCUUCUUCUCUCUUUUUAUUUCUUUCUUAAAACUCUAAUUUUCUGAUUCUCAGCUCACUAGGAAGAAACAAAAAUAAAGAGAAAUUCCAUCUUUGUGAUGUAAUUCUGAAUGCAGAGAUUUUAGAUUUAGUGUUUAAAACUAGAUUUUAUUUCGAGUUUCUUCCUA